CAUAUAUUUCCGACAAAACGCCACUGCAUCAAGCGCUUUGUAAAACUGCUUCCGCGAAUAGAUUUAUCUAUUAACAAUGAAUGUUAUAAUGCGCACAGUGUCGGUGUAAAUCGUUUAAAACUAAUUACAUACAACGAGCUACAAUAUCAUUUUUCGUGAAAUUACAUCAGCGAGAAAUAACGGGUUUCAGAUUAGAAUAGGCAGACAUGAGUGUCGACGUGGAGUUAAAUAACUUAGAAGACGCUCUCAAAACCCGCCUAAAUGGAAAAAUCACCAAACAAACAGUUACCCGUCUGACCCCGCCGGGUGAAAAUUUUUGCAGUUUAAUUCUGAAGGUGGACCUGGAUACCGAAGAAAAUGGAAAAAAGGAAACGGUGCACACCGUCGUCAAGUUAUUACCGUUGCAGGAGAAGUUUAAGGAAAUGUUUCGAAGUUGCAUGAAAAACGAAAUACAGUGGUAUUCGAAAAUUAUUCCGCUGUUUAAAGAGUUUCAGGAAGAGUGCGGAUUCGAAGAAACCUCCGACUUCUUUCCGGAAAUGUACGGGGGUCGGUUAAGCUUGGAUUCACAAAAAACUGAACCUGAUGAUGAUUCCAUCUUAGUUUUAGAAAAUCUUAUUGUUGACGGUUACAAAAAUGAAGAUAGGUAUAUCGGGUUUGAUCUGAAGACCAGCAAAAACAUCCUUAGAAGACUCGCCACUUUCCACAUGGGUUUCAUUGCCAUGAAAUUAAAGAAACCGGAACUCUUUGAAAAAGAGGUUAAAACAUAUUUGGAAGAAAUGAAACCUCCCCCACCCCCGAAGGACGGAGGGGAUCCGUUUCCCAACCCCAACGAAUAUAUUCUAAAAGCCAUCGGUGAAAAUCCAGAGUGUUCUCCCCUAAUUUCAAAACUCGAAGUAGUCUUGCAGCACGAUUUCUUUAAAACGGUUCCGGAAAUAGUAGAGCCAUGGGCCACAGUGAGCCACAGCGACUUUUGGGUCAACAAUAUCAUGGUAAAAUACGAAGGGGAUGAUGUUAAGAUUAAAUUUGUCGACUUCCAAAUGUGCCGCUAUCGAUCUUUCGCAUUCGACUUGAUCUUCUUUCUGUUGACCAGUGUUCAAACCCCAAUACAAAAACAAUAUUUCGAUGAAUUAAUCAGGUAUUACUAUUUCGAAUUCGUAAAAAAUUUGAAGCUGUUCAAAGUGGAUCUUUCACUGAGCUAUGAAGAAUACUUGGAGGAAUUAAAAACUGCAGCGUCAUUUGAGGUACACCACUCGAUUUUCUUUAGCACUAUAAUAUUUGGCACUAAGAACGCCGAAUACGAUUACUCCACCGAUGUUAAUUUUGAUCCUGGAAACCAUAUGUUGUCGAUGGUGAAAAGCAUGCCUCCAAAUCAGAAGGAGAAAAUGGCCGUAAUGACAUUAUUGGCUGCCAAGAGAGGUUGGCUGGACUAGUGAAUGAUAUAUAGUUUAAUAAAAUAUGUAUUUAAAAUUGCAAUAAAUACUUCGAUUUUCUUCCUAA
Cylas formicarius (sweet potato weevil) is the source of this 1497-nucleotide messenger RNA. RefSeq lists its product as uncharacterized. The transcript is spliced from 4 exons. The record is from RefSeq and is a predicted model, not a curated record. Bases 207 to 1430 code for a protein of 407 amino acids. NCBI's taxonomy places the organism in Eukaryota, Metazoa, Arthropoda, Insecta, Coleoptera, Brentidae.